Messenger RNA from Lachancea dasiensis, 2907 nucleotides. NCBI's taxonomy places the organism in Eukaryota, Fungi, Ascomycota, Saccharomycetes, Saccharomycetales, Saccharomycetaceae. The record is from the annotation of a GenBank genome assembly.
AUGGCAUCUAUCAGCAGUCCUUAUGAUGAAGCACGUCAUCAUGUGGAGAACUUAGUCUCUACCAGUGGACUGCCUUUGGAUGAGAGUUAUAUUCCAGAUGAAGUGGAAUUCUCUAACAUGAACGAAAUCGAUGAAAUGGGGGAGGCAUUGGAAGCCCCUCUUUCCCCGUAUGCAUGCUCCUAUUGCAACCUGGACUCUUCCAAGUGUGUUGUCAAGUGUAAUAUUUGUAAUAAGUGGUUCUGCAACUCCAAAAAUGGGACAUCGACAUCACACAUCAUCAACCACUUUGUGUUAUCUCAUCAUAAUAGCGUCUCUUUACAUCCCGAUUCAGACCUAGGAGAUACAGUCCUUGAAUGUUACAAUUGCGGCUGCAGAAACAUAUUCGUUCUAGGCUUCGUGCCGGCCAAAAGUGAAGCCGUAGUCGUUAUUUUAUGUCGCCUACCGUGUGCCCAAGCAAAGAAUGUCAGCUGGGACACAGAUCAGUGGCAGUCUCUGAUAGACAACAGACAAUUUUUGCCAUGGGUUGCGGAAGAGCCCACUGAUGAGGGACUUCUGCGGGCAAAGAUGAUAUCACCCAGCCAAAUAUCCAAACUUGAAGCUAAGUGGCGAUCCAAUAAGGAUGCAACGAUUAGUGACAUUGACGUUCCUGAUGAAAAGGAAGAAGUACCUCACGUUUUAAUGAGAUAUGCGGACGCAUACCAAUACCAGCGAUCUUUUGCACCGCUCGUGAAAAUUGAGGCCGACUAUGAUAAGCAAUUGAAAGAAUCACAAGCUUUGGAGCACAUUUCAGUAUCAUGGACUUUGGCACUUAAUAAUAGACAUCUGGCAUCUUUUGCAUUGUCAACUUUUGAAUCAAAUGGUUUGAAGGUUGCAGUAGGUGAUGAGAUGAUUUUGAGGUACUCUGGGGUUCAACAUCCACCUUGGGAAGGACGUGGUUACAUUGUACGCUUGCCCAAUAGUUUUCAAGAUCAACUGACUUUGGAACUGAAACCGAACAAAAAUGCGCCACCCACACAUCUUAACACAGGUUUCACUGCGGAGUUCGUCUGGAAGGGGACCUCCUAUGAUAGAAUGCAAGAGGCUAUGAAGAAGUUUGCUGUUGUCAAAAAGUCAGUCUCUGGGUUUUUAUAUUACAGAAUUCUCGGCCAUGACGUCCCUGACCUUGAGUUUGAUGUGGACCUGCCAGAACAGUUCUCUAUCCCUCACUUUACACAAUUAAACGUUUCCCAAGCCAGCGCGAUUAGACACGUUCUUCAGCGCCCUCUUUCUUUAAUUCAAGGACCCCCAGGUACAGGUAAAACGGUCACUUCAGCCACAAUUGUCUAUCACCUUUCAAAGCUACAUAACGAGCGAAUUUUGGUUUGCGCUCCGUCUAAUGUUGCAGUUGAUCACCUUGCUGCAAAGCUCCGUGACCUAGGGCUCAAAGUUGUUCGUCUGACCGCUAAGAGUCGUGAAGACGUCGAAAGUUCAGUUUCUAAUCUAGGGCUUCACAAUUUGGUUUCUCGUUCUGCCAAGGGAGAGCUCAGAAAACUCCUGAAGCUCAAGGAAGAUGUCGGCGAACUGUCCUCCAUUGAUACCAAAAAAUUUGUAAAGCAGGUUCGAAAAUCGGAACUUGAAAUUUUGAAAAAAGCUGACGUCGUUUGCUGUACCUGUGUUGGGGCGGGUGAUAAGAGACUAGAAGCGAAGUUUAGGACCGUUCUGAUUGAUGAAAGUACACAAGCAUCAGAACCUGAAUGUCUGAUCCCAAUUGUGAAAGGUGCUAAACAGGUGAUUCUCGUAGGAGAUCACCAACAAUUGGGCCCUGUUAUUCUUGAUAAAAAGGCCGCGGAUGCAGGCCUUAAACAAUCACUCUUUGAAAGAUUAAUCUCAUUGGGCCACAUUCCUAUCCGUCUAGAGGUCCAAUAUCGUAUGAAUCCUCACCUGAGCGAAUUUCCAAGCAACAUGUUUUAUGAAGGCAGCUUACAAAAUGGUGUUACUAUUGAACAACGUACAGUUGCGAAUAGUACUUUCCCGUGGCCCAUCUAUGACCUUCCUAUGAUGUUUUGGUCAAAUUAUGGUCGGGAAGAAAUUUCUGGUAACGGCACUUCAUAUUUGAAUAGAAUUGAAGCCAUGAACUGUGAGCGUGUCAUCACUAGACUGUUCAGGGAUGGAGUGAAACCGGAUCAGAUUGGUGUUAUAACACCCUAUGAGGGCCAGAGGGCGUAUAUUGUUCAAUAUAUGCAGAUGAGUGGAUCUUUGGAUAAGGAAUUGUACAUGAAUGUGGAAGUGGCUUCAGUAGAUGCCUUCCAAGGUCGCGAGAAAGAUUAUAUUAUUUUGUCAUGCGUUCGCGCGAAUGAACAGCAGGCGAUAGGUUUUCUAAGCGAUCCUAGACGUUUGAAUGUCGCUUUAACGCGCUCGAAGUACGGGCUCGUUAUUUUGGGCAAUCCUCGCUCACUCUCAAGAAAUAGCUUGUGGAGUCACCUCUUGGUUUAUUUCAGAGAGAAAGGAUGUUUAGUGGAAGGUGCUUUGGACAAUUUGCAGCUUUGUACUGUCCAACUUACUCGGACCACCAGUUCUCGACAUUCAAGGAGACCUGACCCACGCACCGCAGCUUUCAGCAAUCCCUCUGAUUUCGGUCAAAUGAGCUUCACUGAUUUCGAUACUCAGAGCCUGAUGUCCUAUGGUGGUCUUGACGGGCUUGAUUUUGGGACCAACAACCAAUUAAACUCAUUUUUAGGUAAAUCUGGGCCCCCUGGGCAUCCAGCACGCGCGCCGGCCACUGCAGAAAACAACGAGUUUGACGUGAACCUGAAGUUUGACUCCAGCCUCGCGCGCGGUUUACAAAACUUUAAUGGCGCAGCCUCCAAAUACGAAACUGAUAAGAGUGAGGCAAGAGCACUUGAAGCUAUGGGUACUUUGCGCAUUUAA